UGCAGUUGUGUGCGGAGCCAAGACGGUGAGGUUGAUUUUCUGAGUAGUUUUACCUGAUUGAAUCUUUUCAAUGGUCGUUAUGAGUGAGAUAUAGCAGGAUAGAUGUCUGCAGGCCCGAAAGACGUCGAUGAAUGCAAAGAAGAGGUAUUCUCUGAUAUUUCUUGCUGGGAUUGUUGGCUGUUGUAUCUUCGUGGCAUUCAGAAUCAUCACAGAGUCCAGCUCGCGUUCUUCAAAUGUCAACGCGCGACAACCCCCGUAUUUAGAUCUUUACAAGCCGUCUUUUAUCAAUGUUUAUGAUGAAUAUAGACUGGAUAAUGUUUCUUCGACGAUCCAGCGUCCAUGGACUGGAAAUUCUGAAAGAACUAACUCGAAAUCAUGUUCWAUGGAAGAUUGUUUUGACAAAGCCCGGUGUCUUCACAGCUUCAAAGUUUACGUGUAUCCCAUCCAGCCGGGGCAAAAACUCUGCCCCGUAUUUGCAAAGAUCUUAAAAGUUUUAAAAGAGAGUAGUUUUUAUACAGACGAUCCUAAGCAAGCAUGCUUACUUGUGCCAAGCGUGGACUUAUUAGAUAGAGACAGAUUGAGUUCUGAUUACGUUCACGAUGUGAGCAGCAAAAUUCGAAAUCUACCAUUCUGGAAUUCGGGUCGAAAUCACAUCAUUUUUAAUUUAUUUUCUGGUACAUGGCCUCAUUACUCUGAACAUUUGGGGUUUGACUACGAAAAUGCAAUCUUAGCAAAAGCCUCUAUGUCUACCGAUCUUCUCAGACCGCAAUUUGAUAUCAGUCUUCCUUUAUUUCCAAAGACGCAUCCACAAAAAGAUGGCGUGAACUUACCUCAUUCUAAACUCAUUUUCCCUCUCGAGCGGAGGUAUAAAUUAGCCUUUAAAGGAAAGCGGUAUCUACAUGGUAUAGGUAGUGCGACUAGAAAUGCACUAUAUCACAUUCACAACGGCAAAGAUAUUAUUUUGCUAACGACAUGUAAGCAUGGCAAAGGAUGGGAGAAGCUGAAAGACGAGCGCUGCGAUAGAGACAACGCACUUUAUGAAAGGUAUUCCUAUGAAGAAUUACUGCACAAUUCCACAUUCUGCCUUGUGCCUCGAGGACGACGUCUCGGGUCUUUUCGCUUCCUAGAAGUUCUCCAAKUUGGGUGUAUUCCUGUCCUUUUAAGUGAUGGAUGGGAGUUACCUUUCUCAGAAAUAUUAGACUGGAAGAAAACUUUGAUAAAUGGCGAUGAACAACUUUUGAUGCAAAUUCCAGGAAUUGUAAGAUCUUACAGUAAGAGUCAAGUACUAGCCAUGAAGCAGCAGUCUUUGUUUUUAUGGAAUGCUUACUUUUCAUCCAUAGAAAAAAUUGUUUUAACAACAGUGGAGAUUAUCAGGUCGAGACUAUUAAAAUCCAAAGCCGCUAGUUAUGCAAUGUGGAACAACUAUCCAGGAGCACUCGUGACAUUGCCGUUUUAUUCAAGAGAUCUUCAGGACUUUCCUUUCUAUCAUGUCAAACAAGGCAUCAAAAGUUCUCGUUUCACAGCAGUAAUUUAUACAAAAUCUACAGGCAUAAAAGAAUCUUCCUCAUUAUACAAGCUUAUACAAAAUGUUGCCGAAUCGAAGAACGCUGCAAAGAUUUUAAUUCUAUGGAUGUCAGAUUCRCCGAUUCCUGAAAACAGAAGAUGGCCAUCUGUAAGGUUGCCAUUAAUGAUUGUCAGGCCAGAUGUAAAGAAUCCAAAUAGCAGGUUUUUACCAAGGUCUAUUAUAGAAACAGAUGCCAUUUUAUCACUGAAUGGAGAUGUAAAGUUGAAUGUUGAUGAGGUGGAUUUUGCUUUCAAUGUAUGGAAAGACUUUCCACAGAGAAUUGUGGGUUUUCAGUCUAGAGAUUAUUAUGAAAAGAAGCAUAACGGCAAGACACAAUGGAUGUACUCAUCWGUACAUAGUAAUGAGUUCUCAAUGGUGUUGACUACCAAUGCCUUYUACCAUAGAUAUUAUAACUUCCUCUACACCAAUCAUCUUUCAAAGAGAAUUCACAAAAUGGUUGAGCAUAAAGGAAUGUGUGAGCACCUUGCCAUGAACUUCCUGGUCGCCGACUCAAURCGACUCCCACCAAUCAAAAUCCUUCCUUCCAAAAACUACCACGAAGGAAUUGGGAAAAAUACCAAGCGUUCAAAAUUGCUGCARCACUUUGCCAGUUUACAAAAGUGCAUGGAUAUUUUAGUGGAUGUGUUCGGGUACAUGCCRUUGAUCAAGUCACAAGUCAGGCUGGAUCCACUGUUGUAUAAAGACCCUGUUUCRAAUUUACGUAAGAGAUACAGACUGCUGGAAUCUAAGUAGGGUUAUUUAAGAAUUAUUAAAAGGCAAAUGUUAUGGUGUGGUGCAAAAAUCAUGUGAAAGGUUUGUAGACUAAACUUAGACUAACUUGGUAAAUUGAGAAGUUUAGAAUCAAAGUCUCCUGCUUGAGAUGAAAUUGAAGAUAUAAAAUGUUUACCGCUAGUUCCCUCUAUAUAAAAUGCAGCUAAUGCUCUGCCAGUAUCCUUUACAAGCUUUUGCCUAUGGUUUUKAAGAUAUAGAUACAUCAUAUUAUAAGCAAACACUACUGUUAGUACAUGUAACACUUUGUUUUCCUCUUAUGCUCUUUAAAAAGAGAUACAGUAUUAGGAAAAUUUACAUUUGACAAUGAGUACGAGUAUAAGAUUUAGUAUGAGUACAAGUUUUAAAAAUGGACUUCAGUGAGUCCAAUAUAAUGUUGAUACUCGAUUUUAGUUGAAUUCUUGUUUUUGUCUUCCGCGUUUCCCUCUAUUUACAAAAAUACAAUCCAUGAUUAUUAACAGAUGGAUCUUGUAUUUUUUGAUAAAUCUAAAGCUCCCUAUUAUAAGAUUUGAGCAGAGGAAUAUUAAUUUUCCACAAUGAACAAUCUAUAACUCGGCCACAAUAAUGCUGUGUGACUAUGUCAUGACUCUUUAAUCUCAUUGACAGACUUUUAGUGAUUGCAUGUAAGGUUGAUAGAUUUAUUAUUUGACAUAACUGGACUGUAAUAUAAAAUGAAGAGUAUUUUUAAAGCAAAUUGUAUAUUUUUAUAUCAGAUAGUAGGAUUAUAGCCGUGUAAAAUGGUGGGUUUAAAUUCAAGCGAUGCAGAUGUAGAAGCUUCUAGGCUUGUAUAUAUCUCUAGCUUUGACUUUAUGGCCACCAUUUUUGACAAAAAGUAUCGUAGCAUCAGAAGAAGUUUAGGUUUCUAUGAAAGAGUUUCCAUUCCAUAAUCAUUCACAAUUUUCUUUCUGUGUGGCUUUCAUGCAUUGCACAAAAUGAGAUCACAGUUUUUAUACAUUGAAAWGAACUGUCUAUUAAAGACAGGGAUUUCCAAAGAUGUUUUUACCAGUGAUUUACAUAGUGGACAUGAAUAUCCUCUAGCUGUGUUCGUACUCCUUGGGUUUCCUUUGUAAUGAGUUAACACAGGAAACCCAAUAUCAGAGACAGUCUCUCUCCAAGCCUCCCCUGCAGACAACACAGAAAAUCCAAGGGUAAAGUGAAACUGCAGAGGAGGGAUAGACCAAGAGUAGAACUUUGUGUAAAUACAAGUUAGAAUAAUUAUCAUAUAGAAAUAGAAAAAAACCUUUUAUACGAUAGUCUAUUAUUAUAUUGUAAUAAAUAUUAAUUUGAAAAGCAAUAAAAAGCAAUUUCAUGGAA
Exaiptasia diaphana is the source of this 3667-nucleotide messenger RNA. RefSeq names its product exostosin-1-like. Gene Ontology annotation, molecular function: glycosyltransferase activity. Gene Ontology annotation, cellular component: membrane. The record is from RefSeq and is a predicted model, not a curated record. Bases 128 to 2317 code for a protein of 729 amino acids. The transcript has 7 exons. NCBI's taxonomy places the organism in Eukaryota, Metazoa, Cnidaria, Anthozoa, Actiniaria, Aiptasiidae.